AUGGUGGAGGACGAGGGCCGAGAGCGCGUUCUCGUGGUGGCCGACGACGUUCGGGAGGCAGAGGUCCUGCAGGAGCUGAAGACGGAAGGGGCAGACAUGGUGCUAAGGCGGGCAGCGGACCUCGAUGAGAGCGCCGUCCUUCCGGACGCUGGGUACGAGCUGAUGAGGCGGUGCGAGUUCGUCGUACUGGACAUAGCCUUCGUGGGGAGGUGGGGCGUGGUCCGUGGCAGGAGGAAAGAAAAGGCCUGGCAGAUGGCCUUGGAUCGCAUCUUGGAGGCUCAGGCGGGAGGCGAGGGCGUGGGGCCUUUGUCUUGGCGCGCGUCUGUGCUGCGGGCUGGGCUGGAAGAACUCGCAGUUGACAACCCACUGAAUAAAGAACUCUACCUCGCCCUGGCGGUCUUACCGAUGGGAUUGACGUUCCCUUCGGAAGUGGCGGCGGCCUUGCUGUACGACGACGCACUGUCCGGAGAGGAUCUUGAAGAUCUGGAGGUGGCCGAGGAAGUUGCCGCAACCCUUGAGCGCUGGUCGAUUCUCAUUCGGAUGGGUGGCGGAAACUAUCGCGUCCAUGACGAGCACAGUGACUUCAUUCGGGGAUGCCUUUCAACGAACAAGGACACCCAGGACAGGGUGCUCCGUCGCUGGCGGAGGUACAUCUCAAGUGUCCGUGCCCUCCUCGCGUGCGAACCUGAGGAUCUGGUGAAAAUAUGGGACAGUUUGGCGAGCGAUCAAGACGACGUCAUAGAUCCGCGGCCGUAUGACAGGGCGUUGGAAGCGAUGGAUAUGCCGAGUGCGGAGCUCCCUAGGGCCCUGCAUUUAGCCGGAUUUUUUUACAUGGUGCGAGAAGACGGCGAGGGCGCCUGCUCUACGUUCUCCAAACUGCUGAAGCUUCAAGAGACAACGGUCACAUCUGAUGGCUUGAUUGUGUGGGAGACCCUGCGUUCCCUGCAUCUAAGCGCUUACAUGUCAGGAAGGUGGGAAGAAGCCGAAGUGACUCAGCGACGUGCUGAUGCGAUCUUGAAGGAGAUGGGAAAGGAGCCCGUAAACUUUGUUGAUUUUUGGCUCGAAAGUCUGUUGGAAAACCCAUUUCUGUCCUGUUUCUUUCCCUGCGCUACUGACGACGCCGUGGGCGACUCGGUAGACGGACGGAAGAGCAGGUCGUUCGUCGACGACUCGGCCUCAGAGCGCGUUUUCAUUCCCAAAGCCUCAAGAAACAAGUACGUCGUCGUGGGGCUAGUAGGAGCGACGGUCAGAGUGAGCAAGCGGCUCGACUCGCCGGUUUUGAGGACGCUGCCGAAGGGAACGGUGGUGGAAGUGGCACAAAUUCGGUCGCGACGAGCACACAUAGUCAAGCCGAUAGACGGCUGGGCAAGCUUGUCGACAGUGAGCAGUUACCGCAUUUUAGAGCCGCCGAUCACGCAAUCUACCAAGUACAAGGUGAUUUAUCCAGAAGGAAUAUUCGUGCGCCGUAUGGUUUCCCUUGAAAGCCGGAUAGCCAGAAUCGCACCGUUCGGGACUGUUCUGAAGGCUACGGGCAGGACGGAAAUUUACGAUGCAGUGGAGCGAAUAGAGGUCGAGGACGGCUGGGUUUCUAUGCGUUUGCGAAACGACACAGGAGCACCAUUACUCAGCCCGCUUGAUUAGAACCAUGUUGAGAUACCAGCGGCGUCCUUCAGGUAUCGUUGGGAGGGCGAAAGAUCGAAACAGAAGGAUCUUGAAAAUGCUGAACUUGUUGUAUUUUGUGGCGCUUUUUUACCGAGCACCCCGCGUCGCGUUCAAGGACAGGACCGCAUUGAGUGGAGUUUUCCAACGAUGUGUUUUGAACGCCGAAACGACACGAAGUGUUGUGCCAUAUGACUGUGCAAGCGGUAGCGGUGCAAGCCGACGGUUACAUUCUCCUCGCCGGAGGCACGGAGGGAAAUUGGGCCGGCGAAAGCACUGGCGGGUAGAAAACGCCGUCGUGAUAGAAUCAUCGGCGAGGGCAAAGAGCUCUGGCGCUGGCAGGUACCACGCCAUUGGCUUUGGUUUGUCAAGUUUUACCGUCUCGAGAGAGCGAGGUGAGAUGGGUGCAGAGAGGACGGCAUACACACGCACCAUCCAUCACACGACCGGUGGACGAGUCUAUCGAGACAGUUACAACGGGAUGCACACGUGGUGCACCCGCCCCGUCACACAUCUCCGCAUAGGAAAAAAUGGAAAAAACACGCGUCGUCGUCGGGGCUCUCUGUACAUGUUGUGCUUACCCGAACGCUCCCACCGUCAGCAUUUUUUUGUCAACGGAGCAGCUGGAGGAAGUACGAGGACACCCGCACGAACGGGUGGAUGGAUCCUUCUGGAACGAAAUGAUGACAAUUUCGACCAUGGCUGACGUCGCACGACGCCCGCCCACGGAACCUCGGUCAACCAGAAAUCAGCGGCACAAACGUUGACCAACGGGAAAGCUGCGGGUUUGUAGUGUUCUUUCUGCCACGAAUGGUCCCGUUCCUGGUGUACCCCGAUCCAUAUUCGUCCCGCAAUGGUGCCGCCAUUUUCACGUAAUCCCGGUUCUACAUUCGUCUCAUCUACGGCAUGCCACGGCACAGCAGCUUUGUACCGUACCGACAUCCACUUUCCGUCUCACCCAAGGUACAUACCGUAAGAUAUUAUACAUAGCGGGACGCCAACAUCGAUGGAAAAUUCUCCCGUUUUGGGCCGUUCGCGCGACUCACGCACGCGCACACGCGACUCUCCACUACAACAUGAACAGCAACAAUAAUCGCAAGAACAACAACAACGACCAUCCCAACGACGCAAAAAUUGGGAGUUUUCGACGUCUGGCUGGGAUCGCUCACAGGCCAAGGAUUCUUCGGCCAAUCGGAUAUUUCGGAACGUACCGAGAGCGUUACCAUCAUGAGACAAAUUUCACCGAAAAGGGAACUGCGGGCUUGUAGUCUUCCGCCCUGGGUGACACCACCAGCAGCCGCCGACCACGGAUUUUCCCAACCACUAUUCAAUCCCUCAGCAAGAAAAAACCCUAUUUAUCUCAGAAAAUUUAGGGGCUCCUACAGCAGUUUUACAUCUGUCCAGGAAGUCACCCCAAAGCGGGGACCCCUU
Messenger RNA from Ectocarpus siliculosus, 3090 nucleotides. NCBI's taxonomy places the organism in Eukaryota, Phaeophyceae, Ectocarpales, Ectocarpaceae. The record is from the annotation of a GenBank genome assembly.